AUGGCAAUGAUGAGCCAUUUAUUAGUCCCUGCAGCACCAUCCACAGCAAAACCAGUGCCUUUGAUAUCGAGGAAGAUGACUCCUUCGCCAUUCCCCGUCGUCCACAAGGCAGGGGCAUAUAGUCGCGGUUUCAAUGAAGUCCCAGAAGAAAAACAAGUUAGACGCAGGGGUGUAUUACUAGGCUUGAUUGGUGUAGCUUUGGUUAUGAAUGGUGGUGCUAGGGAUGCUAGGGGUGCAGCUAGAAGGCCACCACCACCACCAGCAGAAGAGAAAAAGGACCCAAAUGUAAGUGGCUUAACUGCAAAAAUUUUGGCCAGCAAAAAGAGAAAGGAGGCCAUGAAAGAAUCCAUUGCCAAGCUAAAAGAAAGUGGAAAGCCCAUUAAAGAGCCCUCUCAAUGA
Messenger RNA from Fraxinus pennsylvanica, 399 nucleotides. Lineage: Eukaryota; Viridiplantae; Streptophyta; Magnoliopsida; Lamiales; Oleaceae. The record is from the annotation of a GenBank genome assembly.